AUGUCCGACUCUGCUGAACCCUCCAAGACCAACGGUCAGAUCAACUCCAUUGUCGGUACCGGCAAGGUCCUUGUCGGCAACGUUAUCGAGAGCGGCUACGCUGCUGUUGGUGGCUCCACCGAGCCCUCUUCCUUCACCACCGAGGGUCAGAAGCAGCACGACCAGGGAGAGGCCGAGAUCACUGCUGCUCAGGCCAAGAACUAUGUCGAGGGUGUUGGAGACCGACUUGAGGGAAAGAAGGACUCUAUCGUCGGUGCCGUGACUGGUGACAAGACCCAGCAAACUUCGGGUAACCUCCAGCACGACAAGGGCGAGGCCCAGAUGAACGUCAACAAGCCUUCAUCAUAA
Messenger RNA from Cryptococcus amylolentus CBS 6039, 348 nucleotides. RefSeq lists its product as hypothetical. Lineage: Eukaryota; Fungi; Basidiomycota; Tremellomycetes; Tremellales; Cryptococcaceae. The coding region runs from base 1 to 348 and encodes 115 amino acids. The record is from RefSeq and is a predicted model, not a curated record. The transcript is spliced from 3 exons.